Molecule: messenger RNA, 5382 nt
Organism: Gigantopelta aegis
Lineage: Eukaryota; Metazoa; Mollusca; Gastropoda; Neomphalida; Peltospiridae
Product: DNA damage-binding protein 1-like
Exons: 28
Coding region: 74-3493 (1139 amino acids)
Biological process (GO): proteasome-mediated ubiquitin-dependent protein catabolic process; DNA repair
Cellular component (GO): nucleus; site of double-strand break
Molecular function (GO): protein binding; nucleic acid binding
Source: RefSeq, a predicted model, not a curated record
UAGAGUUCCGGCUGCAAAAUAGUGUUAUUGUGAAAAAUAAAUUUUCUUCACAGUUAUACAUAUAUUUUAAACGAUGGCUUUCAAUUAUGUUGUGACAGCUCACAAGCCAACGGCAGUGAAUGCUUGUGUCACAGGAAAUUUUACAUCCGUGCAUGAUCUGAACCUGAUCAUUGCCAAAAAUACUCGCAUGGAGCUCUAUGUAGUCACACCUGAAGGACUUCGACCAAUCAAAGAAGUGGGAAUAUAUGGGAAAAUCGCUGUCAUGGAGCUCUUCAGACCUCCCGGUGAAAGCAAAGACUUGCUGUUCCUGCUGACAGCCAGGUAUCAUGCUAUGAUACUGGAGUGUCAGCAGGAUGGAGAGAACAUGGAGAUCAUCACCAGAGCUCAUGGCAACGUUCAGGAUCGCAUCGGACGUCCAUCUAUGACAGGCAUUAUUGGCAUUGUCGAUCCACUCUGUCGCGUGAUUGGCUUGCGUCUCUAUGAUGGCUUGUUCAAAGUUAUCCCCCUUGACAGAGAUAAUAAGGAACUGAAAGCUUUUAACAUCCGACUUGAAGAGUUGAUGGUUAUUGACAUGCAGUUUCUCCACGGUUGUCAAGCCCCUACAGUUAUUUUGGUUCAUCAGGAUCAACAUGGGCGUCAUGUGAAAACAUACGAAAUUUCACUGCGUGAAAAAGAAUUUCAGAAAGGUCCAUGGAAGCAGGACAACGUUGAGACAGAGGCCUGUAUGGUAAUAGCAGUUCCAGAUCCUAUUGGUGGCGCCCUUAUUAUUGGUCAGGAGUCCAUAACUUACCACAAGGGAGAUAACUUUAUUCCUAUAGCACCGCCAGCAAUAAAACAAAAUGCACUGACCUGUUACGGCAAGGUUGACGCCAACGGUUCGAGGUUCCUGCUGGGCGACAUGGCUGGACGGUUGUUCAUGUUGCUGCUAGAGAAAGAAGAGAAGAUGGACGGCUCUGUCACUGUCAAAGAUCUCAAAGUGGAAUAUCUCGGAGAUACCACCAUUGCUGAAUGCAUCACAUAUUUAGAUAAUGGAGUUGUAUUCAUCUCCUCCAGACUUGGUGAUUCACAACUCGUUAAGCUGAAUACGGAUAAAGACGACAGUGGAUCAUAUGUUCAGAUCAUGGAGACGUUCACAAACCUUGGACCCAUCGUAGAUAUGUGUGUCGUAGAUCUGGAAAGACAGGGCCAAGGACAGCUUGUGACUUGCUCUGGUGCAUACAAAGAGGGUUCUCUGAGAAUUAUUCGUAACGGCAUUGGAAUCCAUGAGCACGCCAGUAUUGAUCUUCCUGGGAUAAAAGGUAUUUGGCCUUUGAGAGUAAAUUCUCCAAAGUUUGACAAUAUGCUUGUUCUCUCAUUUGUCGGACAGAGCAGAUUGUUGAUGCUGAAUGGGGAGGAAGUGGAAGAAACUGAGAUGGCUGGCUUUGAUGGAGAUCAGCAGACAUUCUUCUGUGGAAAUGUCAUCGGGAAUCAGCUGAUUCAGGUGACACCAGCCUCUGUGCGCCUGUUGAGCUGUGAUACAAAAACAUUGGUCGGAGAGUGGUGUCAUCCGCAGGGGAAGAACAUCAGCUUGGCAAGUUGUAACACAACACAGGCAGUGAUUGCAGUUGGCAGUGAGGUGUUCUAUCUAGAAAUAGUCCCAGGCCAGAUUAAAGAAGUUAGUCACACUGUGAUGGAACAUGAGGUAGCCUGUGUAGACAUCAGUCCACUGAAAGAAGGAUCCGAGCGCGGCGAACUCUGUGCCGUGGGUUUGUGGACGGAUAUAUCGGUGCGCGUUCUUCGACUGCCAACCUUUGAAAGUCUUCACGUCGAGAUGCUCGGUGGAGAGAUUAUUCCCAGGUCCAUCUUGAUGACCACAUUUGAAGGGAUUCAUUAUUUACUGUGUGCCCUUGGAGAUGGUUCUUUGUUCUACUUCAACCUCAAUCUAGCAACUGGUUAUCUGUCUGACAAGAAGAAGGUUACACUAGGAACCCAGCCCACUGUUCUGCGCACGUUCAAGUCGCUGUCGACGAUGAACAUUUUCGCCUGCUCCGACCGCCCGACCGUGAUCUACUCAAGCAACCACAAGCUGGUGUUCUCCAACGUCAAUCUGAAGGAGGUGAACCACAUGUGUCCACUCAACUCGGACGGGUACCCAGACAGCUUGGCUUUAGCAAAUGACAACACAUUAAUCAUUGGGACAAUUGAUGAAAUACAGAAGUUGCAUAUCAGAGCAAUACCACUUGGUGAAUCUCCGAGGAGAAUAGCGUAUCAAGAACAGACGCAAACAUUCGGUGUGAUAUCGUGUAGAACGGACAUCCAGGAAAACAACACCACAUCGAACACUCGAGCCAGUGCCAGCACACACGCAGCCAGUAUCAGCAGUAGUUCGAACGCCAAGCUCUUGCCGGGAAGUUCCAGCGUGAUGGAGCACACAUUCGGAGAUGAGGUCGAAGUUCACUCCUUGCUAGUCAUUGAUCAACACACCUUUGAAGUUUUGCACGCCCACCAGCUGAUGUUAAACGAAUGUGCGACCAGUUUGAUAUCGGCCAAGUUAGCGGAUGACCCCAACUCGUAUUACAUCGUGGGCACUGCCAUUGUCCACCCUGAUGAAGCUGAACCAAAGUUGGGAAGAAUAGUCGUCUUUCACUAUAACGAUGGUAAAUUGAUCCAGGUUGGCGAGAAAGAAAUCAAAGGUGCAGCUUACAGUUUAUCAGAAUUUAAUGGAAAGCUAUUAGCUAGUAUCAACAGUACGGUGCGAUUGUUUGAGUGGACGGCUGAAAAGGAGUUGAGGAUUGAGUGCAGCAAUUUCAACAACAUCAUUGCUCUCUAUCUGAAAACCAAAGGAGACUUUGUGUUGGUGGGAGAUUUAAUGAGAUCCAUUAAUUUAUUAGCUUACAAGCCACUGGAAGGAGCAUUUGAAGAAAUUGCUAGAGACUGCAACCCCAGCUGGAUGACGGCAAUAGAAAUACUGGAUGAUGAUAACUUUCUAGGGGCCGAGAACUCAUUUAAUCUCUUCACUUGCCAGAAAGACAGUGCGUCUACCACAGAUGAAGAAAGACAGCAGCUUCAGGAAGUGGGUCUGUUUCACCUCGGAGAGUUCGUCAAUAUUUUCAGACAUGGAUCACUGGUGAUGCAGCAUGCUGGCGAGAACAACACACCUAUACAAGGUUCAGUCUUGUACGGCACAUGCAAUGGUGCUAUUGGUAUGGUUGCACAAUUACCGCAAGACUUUUACACAUUCUUGAAGGAUGUUGAGACGAGGUUGGCCAAAGUGAUUAAAAGUGUUGGCAAGAUUGAACAUCAAGUAUGGCGAUCGUUCCACAAUGAGAGGAAAACCGAGAUGUCGACAGGCUUUAUAGACGGAGAUCUUAUAGAAAGCUACCUGGACCUGAAUAGAAGCAAAAUGCAGGAAGUUGUGCAGGGUUUGCAGAUCGAUGAUGGUAGUGGAAUGAAAAGAGAGGCAACUGUUGAUGACCUGGUGAAGAUGAUCGAAGAGCUGACGAGACUUCACUGACGUGUUUAUAUUUUUUUACGUGUUAGAAUGUGUUAAAUUGAUCUGAUAUGAACGACUGUUAAGUGCUUAUUACAAGUGUGUGAGAUGUUGCAGUUAUAUAUGGUGUGCAGUUGUUGCAUCGUCUUGUCGUUGUAAAACACCAUUUAAAUGACGCAGCUAAACAGUGUAACUUAACUAUCACUGUAUUAAAACCCACCAUCGCUUAGCUUCGUAUAUCAGACUUGUUCAGUGUGUUGUACAGGACUGAUCCAAAGUGAUGUUUGGGUUGGACGGGCAGUAAGUCUCCAAAACCAGCUUCAAGAUUGUGUGCAGAUAAACAAACACCAAUUAAGUAAUCUGAUCGAACCAAACUGUUGCAGAGCAUGCCUGUCAUAGGUAUUAGUUCUGACAUUACCUGCUCAUUACGACUGUGCAAGUAACGACCAGAAGUGUCGACAAUAUUCUCAGAACAUCUAAAGGGUAUUUCAGUUAGAAGCUUGAUUUAGUCCUCUCCAGGUUGCAUUUAGCGCGAUUCAGAUAGGUAAAAUUCCAUCCUUGUCAAUUACCCCAUCUACAUUAAGGCACCAUGUUGGUUUAUUUUAUACAACUCCUUAAAUUUUAUUAUUAUUGCUGAGACAAAACAAUUCACAAUAUCCAGGGCAUUAUAUCCUCCAGUCAUGUGCUUUACAUGUACCAUGAUAUGCAUACCUUUCAUUGAUUUUGGUGAUAAACUUACUACGCUUUGCAAAUUCAUAAUGUAACUUAGUGAUGGACGAAAUGUUCUCGAAUUGCCAGUUUCAUCCAUAUAAGUAAGCAAAUUAAAACAAAAAAUGUUUAGCACAUGGAACAGGAUUUUGAGCAUAUCACUGAAUAUUUUUUUUUACGAUGACUUUGUGGUAAUGUCAAUAUGUACAUCCCCAAUGCUCUAGCAUGUUAAAUGUACAUUAGUAUUAAAGUAGCAUUACCUUGGUUGUAUUACAAGUUGCCUUUGUGGCUUAGUGCUUAAAGUGUCAACUUGUUAGAUGCUUCGUUUGUAUCCUUAACACUAACUCCAACCAAAAAUUUGUUUUUUCAAGUAAUUGGGGCUACACUCACUUCUUUUGCAUUAACCAUUAAUUCCUGUCUUGAACAACCAGCCCAGUUAACUGAGGCGCAUGUCCAAGGUGAGCAUGCUUGAACCAUAAUUGGCUGUAGAUGGCAGUACACCAAAUGGCAUUUCACCAGGUCAAAGUUAGAAGUACAUACUUUUGUUGUCAUAAAAUGUCUCAUCUGGCCAGUAAAUUGCUGUAUUUUAAUUUCAGCAUGUCCUCUUCAAUUAUUUAAAGCAAGUUUUUUGCUAAUAUUACAUCUAAUUUCUAGUCAGUAUUGUUUUUCUUUAUGUACUCAUGAAAACAAACCCCAAAAUAGGACCAAAAUAACUAGCAUUCAGAACAUAGAGAUAUGUUUUAAAUUGAAAUAAUUCAACUUUGUGCCUUUUUUAUGAAUAAUUAUCUAUGAAAUGGGUUUGAGUUUGUUUUCAUGAAUAUGUAAAGAUAAACAAUACUCAACAGGAACUCAAUUUAAAAUUAGUAAAAAAAAAAACCCAAAAACCUUAGGCUUUAAAUAAUUGACCAGUACAAUAGCAUCAAAGCACCAGUUACUGUUGUGCUUGGUACAAGACUACAGUUCAGAAAAUCACUGCACUGCUUGUUUGAAAAUUAACCAAAUUGGUUGUGCCCAACCUUUGUUACAGCCAAACACUGUGCACUCCUGGUGGAAAAACAAAUGUGAUUAUUAAAAAUGACUCCUUGGCUAUCACUAAGCUCAAGACUCUAAUAAUGGUACAUUAAGAAAAUAUAUCGAUGCAUGCUGUUAAACUUGGUCCUGAUACAAAGUGAAAUUAAGAUGAGAAAUAAAGUUCUGAAUUAUUA